Molecule: messenger RNA, 531 nt
Organism: Pieris macdunnoughi
Lineage: Eukaryota; Metazoa; Arthropoda; Insecta; Lepidoptera; Pieridae
Source: the annotation of a GenBank genome assembly
AUGGUUUCAAAUACUGAGGACACUAAUAUUAAUCAAGGACUGAGGUAUGUUUUAUCUAAGUUCAGCGAAACAGGCGAGAUGACGGGAUGCGUUAAAUGUGAGGCUUCAAGCGAUUUAAAUGCUCUUGCAUCGAUUGUCACAAGUCUGAUGCACCAACUACAGUUAAUCAACAAAAUUCAAUUGCCCAAGUUGAAUAAUGACAUCGCAUACUUAAAGGUUAUCACUGAGCGCAUAGUGAGUCAAAACGAGAAGAUUUUAACAAAUUUCGACAAAUCACGUAGCAAAGAGGUGAAGUUUCGUUGUCGGAAUUUGGAGUUAUCGCCUCAAAGACAAAGUGGGAAGUUGGGUAAUGAACGAGGAGAAGGACCUAAAGAGUCGACAGGAGAACAAAGCAAAUCGAAAGGAGAAAGAUCGGUGGGACGACGCACACGUCGUCGACUAAGACGCGGCAAAACAUAUCCUCUACGUAACAUGUUCAUUGUAAUGCUUAAUAGAUCUUUUCACACGCGGUCAAAGAAAAGAAAGAACUAG